AUGCAGCACGUUUACAUGCAGGGUGAUGAACACUUCCAUGUCUUCACCACCGUCCUUACGCCUCAGGGUCAAAGAAGCCGACACCAGUACAGAUGUGAAGAACCAGAUAAGAUGGUGGUAGCACACAGCUACGUCCCUCAGUGUCAAGAUGAAGUGGAACUCACUCAUGGGGAUGUGGUCCAAGUCCUUUCCAAACAGGAUGAAUCGAGGUGGUUUGGGCAGCUGCAAAAUGGACAGCAAGGCUACUUUACUGCCUCCUGUGUCAUUGAUCUGAGUCGUAACACACACCAUAGGGACGGUGCAACUAAAAAUGGCAAAGGUUUACGGAGACACAGUUCAGUUCAGGUUGAAUCUGUGGUGAUCCUCAGGGAACAUGCAGGUGGAGGCAGGCAGCAGGCCCCUAGGGGUGGAGGAAGGGAGGAGGGAUCUUUCCUGACUUUGAAGGAGGACGCCCCGGCCCCAUCCUCGGCCCAUAGCUCGCCCAGCCUGCUGCACAGGAUCCUGUCCAAACAUCGCAGAAAGAGCCAGUGCCAGGGGGCCAGUAACAGGGCAAUUGAACAUGACUGA
Messenger RNA from Neoarius graeffei (lesser salmon catfish), 567 nucleotides. RefSeq names its product jouberin. The record is from RefSeq and is a predicted model, not a curated record. NCBI's taxonomy places the organism in Eukaryota, Metazoa, Chordata, Actinopteri, Siluriformes, Ariidae. Gene Ontology annotation, molecular function: protein binding. The transcript is spliced from 5 exons. The coding region runs from base 1 to 567 and encodes 188 amino acids.